Messenger RNA from Paramuricea clavata, 9760 nucleotides. The record is from the annotation of a GenBank genome assembly. NCBI's taxonomy places the organism in Eukaryota, Metazoa, Cnidaria, Anthozoa, Malacalcyonacea, Plexauridae.
AGGCACGGACAAGACAUGAGCUUUAUAAAAACUACAAAGAUGUAACUGAUUCAAUAUUAUGGUUGCUUAGCUACGCCCAAAAUCUUAACAUUAAAGGUAAUAUUCACAAGUCCUAUACAGUUACAGAGCAGCAGAUGGUGGUCAAUUACAGAAGUGCUGAUUCUGAUAGGAACCAGCAAGUUAAAAUAUUAUUUCUCUAUUAUUAAAAUAUUGUGCUUUAAAUACUUAUAGUUUUGGAAUCGAAACGUUUGAUGCAGAUGUUAAUGGUGGAAGAUGAGGAAACGUCUUUACUGAUACUUGUUCUUAUACACUGUAUAUUGCGACGAGACAGGUAAAGCUGAAAAUUGUAGGGGACGCAGCUCAACCUAAUCGAGUCCAAGGCUUCCUAAGGGCGCCUCUGGAAACCACAUUAUGACUCAUGUCUUGAUCACGCAGCACAGCUACACCUAAACUUAAGUCUAUUAUUCUUAAUCCUGAUCACAAACUUAAUAGCUUAUUACCAGCAAGAUAUAACACGAAUUAUAACCUGAGAAAACAAAGGAACUUCAACCCCCCCACAAAUCAUGACUAAUAGAACAAUGAAUUCCUUUAUCUUCUCUAUGUGUAGCGCAUGAAACUUACAUACAAUUAUUAGUGUAAAUUAGCCUUUUAAACUUUUUAUCGUAAUUACUAUUAUAAUAGUCAUACAAUUGUUAGAGUAAAAUACACAUACAAUUAUUAGAGUAAAUUAACCUUUUAAACUUUUACUGUAAUCACUAUUAAAAUAGUAAAUUAUUCAUGUAAUAUAUCAAAAUUUCUUGUCCAAUUAGCAAAUUGUAAAUUACGCAAUUCAGCUGUAAAGCUGCGAUGUAAUUAUUUUAAUAAAUCCAAAUCCAAAUCAAAACUACCCUGUCAGCACUCUCUGUGGGAGUAAACCGGAGUACCCGAAGAAAACCCACGACGUUGAGUUGACUAAUUCAUUUCACUUAAAUGUUAUCAGUCCGCAGCGAGAAUCAAAUGCUAACGCCUGUAUUCUAAAAGCUCACUCGCACUCAAAGAGUGGAGGUUCAAUCUGAGCUUUCCUUGAGUGUCAGUGUAGUUUUUGAAUAGCUGGAGGGUUAGUGUCGUACCUUAUUAUGUGACUAUACUCACUGACACUCAAGGGGAGCUCAGAUUGAACCUCCACUCUUUGAGUGUGAGUGAGUUUUUAGAAUACAGGCGUAAGGAUUGCGCCACCGAAUUAGCCCCAUUUACAUGCAGUAAAGUCGCUAGUUAUUAGACAGUAUAUUAUAGUAUUUUAUAUUAAAGUAGUUAGAUGCAUCCAUAUAAUGAAGAAUUAAUUAACACUAAGUACUUAUCAUUGAACAUGACCUAUACGUAUUUGGGUUCGUGUGUUUUAGGAGUGUUUUCGGGACAUUGAGUGAAGAAAAGCGAAACAGUUUACUUGAUGAACUUAUCUACAAAAUAUCUGCUUCUGAAGAUAUUUCAGUUGGAAGGUAAAAAUCAAGUAUUCAAUGUAUGAUGUUUCUGGCGGUUCACAAAAAUGACUUGGAUAUUGACAAUGAAGUGCACUGCAAAAAGAAACAUUUUAUUUCUGUAUAUUAUUUUACGCAGGAAUUUGAUUUUCAGAGGAGUAUGUCUCUAACAAGGCCCCGAACCUAAAUCAUCUUCAUGUACCUGUAUUUGUUCAAAGUCUACGUUGAUUGCAUUUACAUUUCAGAAGACUCUAAACUUAGUCAUAUUGUAAUUUCAAAUCUCGUGAUGUGUGAUUGAACGUAAAAAUCGUGUUUUAAUUCGUGGUUCAACAAGACCAUCCUCGUACCCAGGUGGCCGUGGCACCAGAGUGUGAGAGAAAAUAGCCUGGGUACGAGGUUGCAGCAAGACUAGGGGAGUUACAUUAUUAUUAUAUUAUUAUUAUGUGAUGACACCAUCAAUUAUCUCCUGAUAAUUUAAGCCUGGCACCAAAACUAAGAAAUGUUCAAGACUCGCUUAAUUCAAAAGUAAUAAAGUGGAAAGUGUGGGAAGUUAGUAAUUACAAGAGGCAAAAUGGUAGAAUUCUCGGAAAUUAGACGAAAAUAUCUUAUUUUCUCAUUUAAUAUAGAUCUGCAUGUCAAUUGUUGCUAAUGUUUAUUGAUCGUCAACCUUUUCUUGUGGAGCUAUUAUCGUCAAGAAAAUACAGGUAUAAUGUUUGGCUAUCCUUGAAUUGUCCAGCGAUACUACACGAUAAAACCAUCUUUCUCGCAUGGUGAAAAUCAUCUUACCUGGUGAAAACCUGCCCUGUUUGAUAGAGUGCGAUUGAAGUGAAAUUAUUAUUGGAGAUUGAACUGCAUAUUGCAGGAACUGUGGUGAAGGGCACGUGUUCCAACUGUUACAGUCAUGUCGGUGACGUAGGCAGCGUGCGCCUAUUUCUUUAGUUUCUUACCAAUCUUAAUUUUGUUUCCUUAGAGGUUUAAAAACGUAUUUAAGCAAGUGGAAAGGUAAAGGUUUUGAUCAAGAUUUGAAGAAAUUAACAGGAAUACUUGAAGCUGGAGAUAUGGCGCAUGCACAGUUGCUGGUACGUCUUCAUUAAAAUCUGAAGAUAUCAUUGUAAUGACCGAAAAGCCAUUUUACCAUAUACUUUUGGGGUUGGUUGCACGAAGGCAGGAUGAUUUUUUCAACCGUUGUAAAAUUGUUUGAAAAGUAAUAAAACCACGAAUUUAGAUCCCACAAUUAAUAAAAGGAAACUUUAACUUUACCAAACUUUACCAUAGUCUAAUCUGGGUUGUACUGGUCAACGGCCAGUAGGCCAAUUUAAGAAACCUUGAAAAAAUCACUAUCCAGCUUUCGUAUACAACAGGCCCUUGCAUUUCAUCAGCGACUUACCUACGCACGACGUAACUGGCUAAUCGUAUGGUGUUAUCUUUCCUGCAUUUUGUAAUUUCGCAUCAUGGUACUUCGAAUAUCUUAGUUUACAGUUUAAACACCAUUAUCUAAAACUGCCUAUAUAUAGACAUUACACAUGGGUAAGCUGUUUUUAAAAAACACCAUUCUGUUUAGAAAAAAGAUCUAGCCGCGUCAAUAAUCCAGGCCUGUUACAAAGGAUAUAAGGAAAGACAAAUGCUGAAGAAAAUGAAAAUUGGUGUGGUGAAAUUUCAAAGACUUUACAGACGUUACAGGGCAAUAAAACAUGAAGAACGGACAGAAACAAGAUGGAGACGGGAGAAGGAACUACACGAAGAUAUCUCGAGAAAGAGAGAUUUUCGUCAAAGUUUAAAUAAAAAUCUUAAGACUCUGGAGUAUUUACCUGCUAAUAAAGUCCAGGAAUAUUUCAUAGAAAAGCAGGAGGUUGCUGCUGUGAAGAUACAAGCUGCAUUUCGCGGAGUGUGGACGCGAAGACAAGUGACAGCGUGGAGAUACGAAAGGAUGUUUCAAGGUGCAGCGGUUGUUAUACAAAGACAGGUACGCAGAGUUGUCUAGUUUGAUUUUAGUAAAUGUGACGAACUUGCUGAUUAUUACAGAGAGCUUAAAUCGUCAACAACACGCUUGCAAAAUCGAGGUGUUAAAGAUAGCGACAGCUGUAAUUCUUCCUUGAAAUCAUCAAAGUGAAACUGCAUAGUGAAAUGGAACCAUGAACCAAUAAAGAACCCGCGUAUUAUUCCGAAUUUUAUUAUGGUGCUCUUCGGUUAGUGCAUGUGCUUUUCACGUGUUUCACAACCACGGGGUUCGUUUCCUGCAUUGGAGAGCUUUGGUAAUAAAUGAACUGAAAAUAAUCCUUUCAGUUAAAUUAACUCUACACACAUACAUGUAUAUAUGGCAUAUAGAGCUGAUAUAGCCAUGCAGUAAAAAUAUAAAGUUUUAGUAUUGGUAGAAAUAUCACUAAUUCACACAACCAUGCAUUGGUGAUUGUUUGCUUGAGAAUAAUUUUGUAAUCAUAACAAGUUGUUUACAAUAUUCUUCUGACCCUUGUGUGUGUGAUGUUACUCUGAGUGUAUAUCCACACCGGGCAGGCUUGAAAAAUAUGCCUGGCCACGGUGGGAUUCGAACCUACGACCUUUGGAAUACCAGCCCAAUGCUCUGCCAACUGAGCUACCCGGUCAGGUCGGUUCGAGUAUGCGAUAUUUCGGAACUGAGUCUAGUUCCUUCGAUAUCAGUAUAAUCUAAUAAUCAUGAUAUUUGCUGUGUUGGUGUAAUGUACUCAGGUGAAUAAGAUGUUUGUGUGGUGUUACUCUGAGUGUAUAUCCACACCGGGCAGACUGCCCGGUGUGGAUAUACACUCAGAGUAACAUCACACAAGCAUCUUAUUCACCUGAGUACAUUACACCAACACAGCAAAUAUCAUUCUUCUGACCGUUGUAAAUAAAUAUAGCAGCUCUGGUCUUGGGCUCAACAUGUCAAUCUUGUACGUAUAUAAACCUUGCCACUCGUGUAGAAAACAAUACAAAGUCGUCUUGUUUGUGAUUCGUUUUUGUUCUUUAGUUCAGAAAGUAUUUGAAAAGAAAGAAAAGUGCUGAGAAAAUUCAUUUUCAGUCAGGACCUCCAGGUCUUGACGAUGUUCGCCGGGCUGAAAUUCAGGAACAAAUACUGCGUUACCGUGAAAAUAUGGUUGUAAGUGUAUUUGUGAAUUACUUGCUAUGGUUAGUAAUUAGAUACAGAAUAAAUCGAUUCCCAUAUGGAUAUGUUUCUGGAUCAAAACACUUGGUACAUUUUCUAAUACAUUGUAGGUACAUGACUUUGCAGUAAGUUGUUUUUAAUGAAUAAUUUCAGCAUAAAUCGUGGACGUUAGAAACAGUGAAGGAACGUCAUUAUGAGGUAAAAAUAAUACGAUGAAUGACUAAUAAUUUCAUAUGUUUUACCCAGUGGAAUGAAUAUAACUGGAAAGCUAUCUCCAACCAUAAAUUUGAAGCGAAAGCCAGUCCCAGUCUUUUCACUCAUGCGAAGAGCACGGUCAAGCCGUCAACAUGAACACAGAGUAGAGACAUACAGAGACGCAACUCAGUAGUGUGAAAAAAAGUGGGUACAUGAUAACGUAAUCUUCCGCAGUGUUUACGAUGGUCAGUUACGUCUCUGUAUGUCUGUACUCUGUGACAUGAAAAUGUAUUCUUGAAAACGACACUGACGAGUGCUGUUUUCCAGUCGUACUACUGGAAGUUAAAAAUGCACUCAAUCCAGAUAUUUUUCAGAGCAACAGGAUACCUACUCUCCACUUUAUUCAUCCAUAGACACAAAGACUUUUGGGAAAUCACUUAAUGUUGUAUGGUAAGGCAAGGAAAAGUGAACAAAGAAGAGAGGCGUUAUUGGCGAAAAUUAAUGUGGAUGCGGAGUUAUUACUUGGUGAGAUUCAAAUGUUCAAACUGUCCAAAGAAUCAUCAUGCAGUGACGUUUUCUUGUAACAUUUUGUGAUCUCGUUUUAGGAUGUUUAUAUAUAAUUACGGUAUAGGUCUCCAAGUCUUUUGCCCAGUCCUCGAUACACCAGCAAUCCUGGUCGAAAUUAUUUGGCCCAUACUUUGUGAUUUUUGCUCCUUGCGUGGUGUUCCGUUGUGCCCUGGUUAUUAGGGAGCUUUAGAUUUGACUACGAGUACGACUACGAGAUUCGUCAAGCGAAACGCAUGCUGUAUGCUUACGCUAUCCUGUACUGACGCGAAAAAGUCGUAGCCGUCGAUCGCCCAUCUGAGUACGAAAUUGUGGAGAAAUCUCGUGGUCCUCACGACGGCUUUUCAAAAAACAAAGAAAGUUGGCUUUUUUUUGUUUACCAAAAAUAAUUUGUAGCAUUUAUAUAGCGUUUAUCCGGCGCAAAUAAUAUAUUAGUACCAAAUAUCUGACCUGUUUUUAAUGUUAUGACUUAUUUUCACGUUUUGUAGGGGAUUUUAGUCUGCAGGAGAUUUAGUUUAUGAAACUUUUUCUCUCGUUGUUGGUUUACUGCUAUAAAAGCAACAUUUGAAUGGAAACGAAAACGACUACGGUAAUUUCUUCGCACGUGAUCAAAUCUCGUACUCGUAGUCAAAUCUAAAGCUCCCUAUUGACAGGGGAACGGUUGUACGAAGGCCAGAUAACGCUAUAGGACUGGCGAGUGAUUUUUUAAGCAUUCUAAAAUUGUUAGAACCGAGAUUAAACCGUAUUUUGUAAUAUUUUGUAGCUUUCCUAUCACUUUUACAACUGUUGAAGAACGCACUAUCAAGUGGAUAGUGCUAUCCAGCCUUCGUACAGCCAGGGCCUCACAGAGAAAUUCGAGGCCCGGGGCAAAUUUUUAAUUCGGGGGCCCUAUUUCCCCCCAAAAAUGUUGGCGAGCGGAGGAGGGGGGGAGGGAGGGUAAAAAAUUUACUUAUAUAAAGAACGGUCCAAAUACACCUUGUGGGACCCCCUAUUGCAAAUUUUGGGGGCCCGGGGCAAAUUGCCCCAUCCACCCCCCGUACAACCAACCUCGAGAUUAUAUUAACAGGGCUACUGUUGCAAAAAUAAGAUGGGAGUAGAAAUUUUAACAAUUCAAGCAUUUUCAAUAUUUCCUUGUGUGCUGAUUCUCCCUCUAGGAUCAGCGCAGUUGAAAGAUGCAAAUCCGGAGAUGGUGGAUAUGUACACGUCUCGAUCAACGCCAGUUAUGACUAAGGCACAGUUAAACCACGCGGACGAUAUAGUGAAUUUAAAAUCACCAUGGUGGAAAAAACUGUGGGAUGGUGACGAACAACAAGUCAUAGAUAUUUCAGAGAAGAAUGAAGAACUGAACUUCUAGAUUCCAUGUAGUGCAUACUACUGUUCCUAGUGGUAGUACAGAAUGGACAACUUGCAUGUUAGACUAAAUUUUAAUCUAAGCAGAGAAAAGGGAAUCAAACACCACAGCUAAAAAGAACAUACUGAAAUUAGUAAAAGUGCAAAAUUUGGUUGCGAAAUGUUGUAAAGCUUGGAAAAUAUAGCCUUGCAAAGUUUGCAAAUUUUCAAGUAUAUUUGUAUUACGAGCGGAAAUUGUUACCAUUUUCGGCUCAAAAAUGGUAACAAUUUCCGCACGUAAUACAAAUAUACUGAAAAUAUGCAAACUUUGCAAAGCUAUAUUUUCCAAGCUUUACAACAUUUCGCAACCAAAUUUUGCAAGUUUACUAAUCUUAAUACGUUCUUAACGGGAAUUUACUUUUUUUUUUGCCUAGAUCGGCUAGAUCAAAAAUAUGUCUAACAUGCAAGUUGUCUAUUCUAGCAGGUGACUAAACAUUAACAACCUCGUUAUUUGGUCAUUUGCUAUUAAACAAAAGACUAUCAAACAACGCCGGCUGAUCACGGUUCCACCAUACAAUUUUGAAACGGCUCUACAUUUCACAAAUCCGUUCAUUUCAUGAAAUGUUUGAUAAAUAUAAAUUGUUUGGGUACUUAUAAUGUAGAAUAAACAUUUUUCGUAAAGAUAAAUUUUCCAGAACAGGGGGGAGUCUUUUCGUAAAGAUAAAUUUUCCAGAACAGGGGGGAGUCUUUUUUAGCAGCAUUAAAAAUAGCUUGCGCGCGAAAUUUAAAAGUUUAAAACGCAUUUUGAGUUCAUAGGCGAGGAAUUUGCUGUGUUUUAUCAAUGGUCCAAAUAUCAGAAAAUUUACUCAAUUUGAAAUCCUUUAAAUAACUGCUGAAACUUUCAUUUUUUGGCACCAGUGCCUAUCACGCAUGCUUAAUUCAUGCAAAUAAGGUAAAUGCAUGAAUUAAGCAUGCGUGAUAGUCAUCGGUGCCAAAUAAUGAAAGUUUCAGCAGUUAUUUAAAAUUGAGUAAAUUUUCUGAAAUUUGGACCAUUGAUAAAACACAUAACAAAUUCCUCGCCCAUGAACUCAAAAUGCGUUUGCGAAAUUCUGGAAAAUUUAUCUUUACGAAAUUUAAUAUUUUUUGUUUAUUCUACAUUAUAAUUACCCAAACAAUCUAUAUUUAUCAAACAUUUUACGAAAUGAACGGAUUUGUGAAAUUGAAAGCCGUUUCGAAAACGAUUUAGGACGCCAACGCGACGGCAACGGCUACCAAUACAAUAAAUUAUUGAAAAUACUUAAAUAAUUACAAUAUAUGAAUAAUUUAGACAUUGUCAAUCUGUUUGCAACGCCAAAUCACAGAUUUUCAAGUCUUGAUAGAACGGCUGCAUUUCAAGCCGCAACAAGUGCAACUUCAAACUGCUGGUAGUGCUGGGUUCAACAGAACUCUUCCCAACCAUAAAACCCAUGUUUUCAACUUCUAAGAAUUAUUUUUACUACCAUUUAUUUGAAGGAGUUUGUUUUGGCCGUCGUCGACGCGUUGCCGUCCUAAAAUCGUAAGGUCUCUAAUAUCUAACCUCAACAGCCUACAGAUCACUGGACAUUUACAUUAAUUUAUUUUAAACAAUGUACAGUAUUUAUUCUAUAAUGUUCGAAAGAGAAUAUAAAACAAAUUAGUUGAAUAUAUAUAAUUUUCUUUGUGUUCAUGCUCUAAUCUUGUCUAUGGCGAAGUAGUCACAUAAACGAGGGUCACAUAAAUUUCUUCAUUACCGGGAAAAUGCGCAGUCAGUAGCGAUAUUUAUUAUAUGGACAAUGGUGUUUUACUGGAAACUAAAACACUCGUAGAACUCAUGCGUCACUACAUCCGGGACCAGGUGCGCGUAUUUUCCGUAUUUCAUCCCUGCGAGUGACAUACGAAGUUCGAAAAUUUCCCGCCAUUUUCAUUGUUGUUGUUUCGAAAAUACAAAUGGUGUUUGGUUCGUAUUUAAUUAAAACGAAAUUAACGUUGGAAAUAAAACGAAAACAUUUAAAAGAGAUGUUGGGAUAAGUAAAAUUUAUUCUAGUUUUAUAUUUGCAGUAUAAUUUUAAAAAAUAUCGCAUUUACACUGCCACUGGUCUUUUGCGUGCUUAUUUACAUGUCGUCUUUGUGUGUAUUUUUGUCACUCUGAGUAAGUCCAUAUAAUAAACAGAACAUUAAACGGUUGCGAGAAGAUAUGGAUUUAUGUUCUCGUGUCAAAAGCAAUGUUCGCUGCGCUCACUCGUGAGAUAUUGUUUUUGCCACUCAAACAUAAAAUCCAUAUCUCUUCGCAACCGUCUAAUAUCCUAUAUAUCUUGCGUUAGAGUGGAAGGCCUUAAUGUUAGCUCAAGUAGUAUACAAUGUUAACUUUGAUUCCAUUUUCUUUAUUUUAUUACAACUUUAUGAAAAACUAAUAUCAGUCGUUUUCUACUGUAGUUCAAUUUAAAAUUCAUUACUUUAUGUUACAUACAUAAUACACCCUUUCGAUAACUACGUCAUGGACACUCCCUUGGCCUGGGAGCCUCGUUCUCGUAAAUCAAGACGAAAGACUAUUCGCACGCGAUUCAUGGGAACGAGGCUCCCGGGCCAAGGAGAGAUUUGUUACGUAAUUACCGACAUAUAUACACAUGAAGCAAACCCAACACUGCACAAGAAGGUCAGCCCGGUACGCUGAAUAUACGAAUUCGAAUCACGCUUGGGUCAACGGUAACCUACCAACCUAAAAUGAUCGUGACUUCAUAAAACAAUAGUGAUCAGAGUUUAUGACUCGUUCUUUAGAAAGAUAAUUUCUAUAGUUCAUUGUCUUUUAUGUUAUCAUCAACCAAUCAUAAAGCCCGUUCAUAUAGGUUGGUGGCGACCCUGGGUAUCUUGACAACGCAGUGUUGGGUUUUCUCAUGAAUAUAUUGUUAUGCUAAAGAAUAUUAAUUGAAUUAUACUCGCUCUAUUGUUUACCAUGUGCAAUAUUUUCUUUAGUAAAAGUAAUCUGCCAUCCUAAAAUUUUCCUGUCAAAUCCCGCAGUAAACAGAUUAUAUCCUUUACCUGACAUCUCCUCGCCCCAGGCCACGCUACUCACCAUUCUCUGGUGGCU